Marasmius oreades (fairy-ring Marasmius) is the source of this 625-nucleotide messenger RNA. RefSeq lists its product as uncharacterized. The record is from RefSeq and is a predicted model, not a curated record. The coding region runs from base 25 to 411 and encodes 128 amino acids. NCBI's taxonomy places the organism in Eukaryota, Fungi, Basidiomycota, Agaricomycetes, Agaricales, Marasmiaceae. The transcript has 2 exons.
CGCCAACUCGUCUCCUACUGCAGAAUGCCCUUCCUACGAACAGUCCUCAUCCAAUCUCGAGCUGUAGCCAGGACCUUACCAGCUGCUACGCGUAGUAUCCAUACCGCUCCCGUCCGCACUUUCUCUCCGCGUGGUGCUUAUACACCGUUCGCCGUCCUCGGAGCAUCCCAGCACAUCACUACUUACAGUGCCACCAAUAGCGCUUCCUACGAUCACCACAUUGAUCAUUCUAUCCCCGCUGCCGCCCUCUACGUUGUUUCUCCAGUUCAAGGCGAGGAAUACCAGGUUCCGAGGGGUGCAUUCUCCGCUUCUGCUCCCUACUUUACCUCAGAGGCCAACACCCCCAUUGCCAAACCACGAUUCAGAUCCAAAAUCUCUUCCUUUGCUCACCCGCUCUCUGGAAGGAAUUGAGACUAGUUGGGAGGCAGUUAUAAUGUUUAUGCUAUCACCUUUUAGAAGUAAUAUAUUGUACCAUUAUGGUUUGAUCCCUUUCAAGAACUGCCUGGAAGGGGUUGUGGGGAGAAGUUUUUAUUUUCGGGUCCGCAUUACCCUCUUCGUUUUAGAUGUAUAUAGAUUCCAUGGUCCCACUGCCAUCGAACUGCAAUCGAUUUCUGCUCUAAACCCA